AUGCUUAAGCCUACACUUCUAUCAUCCCUUAUUCUGGGCUUCGCUUCAGCUCAGAAUCAGGACUCGAGGGUUGUAGCUAAGUCGUUUACAUCAUGGGACUGUUGCAAGCCCGUCUGCGCAAACACCGUCACGCUUCGUCCGGAUAUUCUCACGAACAGGGGUGUCGCCGGUGUAUGUAACGCAAGCAACCAGCCGCUCCCCCUCCAGCAGGGUCUCCUCGCUCAAUCCAGCUGCGCAGGCGGUACGGCCUUCCUCUGCGACUCGUACCAGCCCGUGCCCGUUUCCGAAGAGCUCUCAUACGGCUUCGCCAUCCAAGUUGGAGGCUCGCCCAUGGCAGACAACGCGAACUGCUGCCGGUGCUACGAGGCGCAAUGGCUCACAGGCGCGGCAUCGGGAAAGAAGAUGAUCGUGCAGAUCAUCAACAUCGCCAACACGCCUGGAGCGGAUUCAGACGUGCAGUUGGAUGAUUUGAUCAUUUUGACCCCUGGUGGUGGUGUUGGGCCUUAUAACACCGGAUGCCGGCUGCAGUAUGGUGCGCUGUAUGCUGGCGCCUGGUAUGUGGUCUUUCUCAAGUAA
Scedosporium apiospermum is the source of this 576-nucleotide messenger RNA. RefSeq lists its product as uncharacterized. Bases 1 to 576 code for a protein of 191 amino acids. Gene Ontology annotation, biological process: carbohydrate metabolic process. Gene Ontology annotation, molecular function: cellulase activity. NCBI's taxonomy places the organism in Eukaryota, Fungi, Ascomycota, Sordariomycetes, Microascales, Microascaceae. The transcript has 3 exons. The record is from RefSeq and is a predicted model, not a curated record.